AUGGUGUUCGAAAAGUCAUUGACAGCCAUGGUGAAGGGCAUCCGUGCUCACCGCGGAAAAGAGUCGGAGUACAUCAACUCCUGCAUCGCAGAGAUCAAGAAUGAGGUCACCUCCAAGAACAUGGCGACAAAGUCCAUGGCCGUCUUGAAGCUCGCUUACCUCAAUAUGCUGGGCUACGACAUGGGCUGGGCCACGUUCGCUGUUGUGGAGGUGAUGAGCACAAACCGUUUUGCAACUAAGCGCCCUGGGUACCUUGCCUCAAGCAUAGCCUUCACAGAGCAGACUGAUGUGGGGCUUCUCACCAUCAAUCUCUUCAAGAAGGACUUUGGAUCUCAAAGCGAGUACCAAACUGGGAUGGCCAUCAGCUGCUUGAGCAACAUCUGCUCACCGGAGAUUUCCAAAGACAUCAUUACUGACCUGCUCUCUUUGUUGAGCUCCUCCCGGGCUUACUUGAGAAAGAAGACGGUGCUGUGCCUUUACAGGAUCUUUCUCAAGGAUCCACCAGCGCUGCGCACCUGCUUUCCGAAGCUGAAGGAUCGUCUGACCGACGAAGACCAGGGAGUCCUCACUGCAACCGUCAACACCUUCUUGGAGUUGGCAAGAAAGAACGCGAGGAAUUACUUGUCCCUGGUCCCGCAGCUGUACCACGUCUUGGUCAAUACCAGCAACAACUGGCUCUCCAUCAAGCUGCUGAAGGUGUUUCAGCUGCUGUCGCCACUGGAGCCUCGACUUCCAGCCAAGUUGGUGGAACCGCUCACCAACAUUCUGAACACCACAAAGGCCCAAAGUGUGGAGUUUGAAGCUAUCCGCUGCGUUGUCCGCUCGAUGCCUGAAGGUACCGCGAUCGUUGCCUUGGCAAUCGAAAAACUCCAGGCCUUUCUGAACUCCUCGGACCGGAACUUGAGGUAUUUGGCUUUGGAUUUAUUCAGAGAAGUUAUCGAGAAGUUCAAGGAGAAGGCACCUGUCAGCGACCUGCACGACAAGGUGCUGACUUCCAUAGAGGAAUCAGAUGUCACAGCUCGGCACAUUGCGCUGCAGCUUUUGGACAAAAUUGUCCAUCCCUCGAACUUUCAGGAGGCAGUGCAACGUCUUCUUGAAUUUAGCAGGAAGGCGAUGCCCAACGAUGAGUUCCUUGGAACAAUUCUUCGCAUGGGUUCAAGGGACCGCUAUGCAUUGGUGGAGGACUUUGCCUGGUACCUGCUAAUCCUUGGUGAGAUCAGCAGAAACCUGGACUCGUCGCACGCAGAGACUGUUGCAGAGCAAUUCGUCGACAUCUGUGUUCGGGUGCCGCAAGUGCGGCCAUACGCCGUCACGCUAGCUCUGAGCCUCCUGGAUGCCCCGUCAGCUGGAGACGGGGCGGAAGGUGCAGACAAAGCAUCGCCGGUGUCAAGUGCGAUGAUCGGUGCUUGUGCCUGGACUUUGGGGGAGUACUGUGGAGACCUGGAGAAGCCGGCAGAGGCAAGUUUCCUCAGCGGCGCCCGAUGCCUGCUUGCAAGCAAGGGUAUCCAGGCCUUAGAUGCAUACAUUCAGACGAGAUGUGUGUGGGCUGCAACGAAGCUGUACAUAAAUGCCCCGCAUCAUGCCCCGGAUGCAGUCUCGCAGCUGCACGAGAUGCUCAAUGCCAGCCUUCCUGCCUUUGUUCGCUCCACUCAUGUGGAUGUUUCCGAGCGGUCGUCUCUUGUUCUUCACAUGGCCAGCUUCUUCAAGGCGGAUGGUGAUCGCAUCGCUGAUGCGAAUACUGUGCUGUCUGAGCCAUUGCUGCCCGUCAAGGCUGAUGCACAGGCACAAGUCCAGCCGGCGAUAGAUCUCGAUGAGCCCUUCUUUGCAAAGGAGGAAGCGCAGCCGUCAUUCCUUCCGGUUCGCGCGGAUCCUACAGAUCCCUACUCCUUGGCUUCAACUUACAAGGAUGAUUUGGGCAUUCUGGCUGCGCAAGAGCCCGCAAAAUCUGUGACGGGGCCGCCAUCACAAGCAUCUCAGUCAUCCAUUUUUUACCUGGGCCAGUCCAAGGAGCAGGUGCCAGCAGAGGGCACAGAGCAGGCAGAGCCGGCUCCAGAUGCGCAGGCCAAAGAUCCUUUGGCUCAGAUGCGCGAGCGCCUGGAAGCUCAGAGAACUUCUUCAGCCUCAGCGCCAAAGUACCAGGUGAUGAGGGAGGAAGUGUCAGUCCCAGGCGGUCUAACCAACAGCAUUGGCCAGGUUCCAUCCUCAAGCUCAUCAGCCAACGCCCUGCCAACUCCACCUGAGAAGGAGCUGACGGAGCUGCACGGCCGUUUGUGGACAUGCCACCGCGGAAGGCACAUUGCCGUCUACGCGUGUGUGAGAUCGCACAACUUGAGGAAGCAGCAGCUUCGGAUAGAUCUCCGAUGCGAGCGAACGGAUGUGGACUCUUCACAGGUGGUCUCUGACGUAAUGAUGAGCUUCCCAAGUGCAGUGACGCUCUUGGAGGUGCAGGCGCCGGGGCUGGUCUUGGUGCAGGGCCCGCUGCAGCAACGCUCCGCUAAGGUGAAAGCCCUGGUUAGCACAACCAACUUCAGAUCACCUGGUGUUGUUGCCUUGCGUUGUGAAGUGGACUACAGCCUGGCAUCCGAGAGUGAGGAGGCAAAGCAGGAGAAGGAGCCCUUUGAGUUGCAACUUCCUGCUACCACUUUCCUCGUCCCUCAGCCACUGAGCGAGGACGACAUCUCUGAGUACAUGUCGCAGCAUGCAGCAGAGCUGCUGAAUCACAAAGCGGUGCAGGCUGUGUCAUUUGCUUCUGCCGGGCAGCUGGAUGUUUCUAUGCUGGUGGGCAGGUGUGCCGGCCUCUGCCACCUGGCGGGAAUCCGGCAAGCAGUACCUCAGAGCCAGGACCUGAAGUUUAUUCUCGCUGGAACUUGCUUGCCUUCGACUGAUGUGCCUGUGGAGGGUCAACCGCCACCAAAUGCAAAGAUCAUUUGCAUGUGCGUUGCCAUGGUUAGGGAGUCCAAUCUGGAACUGAAAGUCACCGUCAAGGCAUAUCGGCAGGAGGUCGCCGACGAGAUUGGCUUGCAUAUUGCCAAUACCUUUCGAGAGCUGGUGGAGGGACGCUUGAGAGAGAUGUAG
Messenger RNA from Symbiodinium pilosum, 3075 nucleotides. The record is from the annotation of a GenBank genome assembly. Lineage: Eukaryota; Dinophyceae; Suessiales; Symbiodiniaceae.